CGUCAAUGUAACAAGGUAUAUUCAAUUUAAAACAAAAAUGCCCUUCGGACGAGGCGUACAGACGUGGGUUGGUUUUCUUCAGUGUUAUUUUCAUUUAUUUGACAACAUUUUAUAUUCUCUUUAUUAGUAUUUAAAUAUUCUAUAUUCUUUACUCGGAUCAUACAGUUAACGUUAUAACGGGACUUAGAAAUAGGCAUGCUAUUUUAAGUUAUAUUUCAAAUGAGAUACUAGAUUUAAAAAGAGAAAGUGUUCGAAGUACCAUGUGAACACAAUGACAACAACCAGCAGACGAUCUGUCGGAUUCUGCGAAGAACCGGAAAUCAUUAACAGCGCAGAAUCGUCAUUUGAUUUCGAUAAUUAUCAUAUCUAUGAAAAUAUUACGACAAUUAAUGUAAAUGGAGAUAUCAAAAAUGAAAAAGAGAAACAAAGCUCUACUGGAAAUGAACAAGGAGACAAAAUUGAUACUGCUGAUAGUCAUUUUCAGCUAAAGCAAAAUAAAAAUGCAAAAGCUCAUUUAAACAUAACACAAACUACUGCAGAAGUGCACUCGCCAGUUACUUACAUUACAGAAAAGGGAAUAAAACCAUGCUUACGAAAAGAUGGGAAAAUGCAUGACGUACCAAAUGAUAAAAAUCAUAAUUUGAAAGUUGUGGUUAAAACAAAGACUGACCUUAAAGAAAAUAUUUACGGAAAAAUACCAAAAUCAUUUAUAAAACUCGAUCAUCCAUGUUAUGCUUGUUUGACGAAUACAUCAGAUAACAACCGGAUGUAUGAAAGUGUUGAUGAUACUUCUACCUCUGAAGAUUCGUAUCAAAGUUUGAUUAAAUCGUCAACGGAAUCACAAGAAACUGUAUCCGAACCGUCUAUUACCGAGACUAGUGUGGGUAAGGUUCUCAAUGAUACCACAAAAACUAACACGACAGAAGAAAACAAAAACGUACCUAUAAACGAUAAACUAAAGCCUUGUGAUACUAAACCUAAUAUACAUUUGCAUUCCGAAAUAAACAUUAGUAACGAUGAACUACCAAAAUACAAAUACGAUUCUUCGUUAUCAUAUUCGUCAUUUCCUGGACAUAGCAAUUUCAUUUUUGUAAAGGCAAACGAUUGGCUCAAAGAAGGCUGCAAGUAUGAUCAAGACGGAUUUGCAGUGCAGUCAAACUACGGUCAUUUUGAUAUGAAAUCAAAAGGUACAAGUGCUCCUUGGCUAUCGCAAUUUCGGCGAACAGUUCAGCAUGUUUAUAUUUCUCCGCAUGGAAAAGUAGUAGAGAAUAUUUCCGUACAAGACCAUGAUGGAAAAGCGUUUAUUACUUCUUAUCAUACAAACAAAGAACUUAAGAACGUCAAAGAAAAGUCUGUCGGGAGUGAUUCGUACAAGAAAAGAAAAUUGUCUAGAAAAAGGACUUGUAUGUUUUAUAUCUCGCUCUUCGCUGGAACCAUAGUAGCAGUGGCAAUAACUUUAUUAUUAGCAUAUACAAUAUAGAUAUUAAUUAGCUUGUUAAUAAAACAACGAAUACAAAGUGUGACGUUAUUACUCCUAUGUGAUCAAAAUGUUUUGAGAUAUCCUUUUUUCUUUAUAUAUAUUUAAAAACCUUAUAUAGCUACGUUAUGUUUUGUUGGUUAUUCUAGAUGAUGACACAUAAUAUAGUCAAUAACUAUCAAUACAUGCAUUUUAAUUAAACAUGGAAGCUAUUGUAUCCUACACAUAAACCAACAUUCAUCUUGUUCUCAUGACCAGACCAGCUGACUAUCUUGAUCAGAUUCACGCACUGUUUGUUUUUCUAUGUUUGUACGCCAUUUUUCGGAGAAGUUGGAGGUUGGUGG
Molecule: messenger RNA, 1821 nt
Organism: Mytilus trossulus (common blue mussel)
Lineage: Eukaryota; Metazoa; Mollusca; Bivalvia; Mytilida; Mytilidae
Exons: 3
Coding region: 272-1480 (402 amino acids)
Source: RefSeq, a predicted model, not a curated record